Notolabrus celidotus (New Zealand spotty) is the source of this 2437-nucleotide messenger RNA. RefSeq names its product otolith matrix protein (gene otomp). Bases 134 to 1261 code for a protein of 375 amino acids. The transcript has 10 exons. NCBI's taxonomy places the organism in Eukaryota, Metazoa, Chordata, Actinopteri, Labriformes, Labridae. Gene Ontology annotation, biological process: iron ion transport. Gene Ontology annotation, cellular component: recycling endosome; plasma membrane; early endosome. The record is from RefSeq and is a predicted model, not a curated record.
GACGGCUGCCCGAUGCUCCUGAUAGCCUCCAAGCUAAGCUAGCCGUACAGCACAAAGCUCAGCCUGGUGUCUGAGCGAAGACUCUCAAAACAAAGCGAGAGACUUUCCUCAGUGGGUUUUUACCAGAGCUGACAUGGAGCGUCUAGAGAGAAGACUGCCUGCUGCUUUUCUCCUCCUUCUGCAUCUUCUGUCUGUCAGCUGUGUCUCCCAUCAUAAAACUACAGUCUCCUGGUGCGUGCUGUCUGAUGCUGAAGAGCAGAAGUGUUUGGAUUUGGCCGGGAACGCCACAGCUCGGAAUAUAAGAGGAACUCUGAAAUGUGUGCGGGGCAUGAACACCAGAGAGUGUAUGGACAAAAUCAAGAAUGGGACAGCAGAUGCAUGCACCAUGUCCGGAGAUGACAUCUAUGCUGCUGGCUUCUGCCAUGGCCUGGAGCUGUCUGCAGGGGAGUCCUACAAUGGAGCGGAUGGAAUCAGCUACUACGUGGUGGCCAUGGCGCGCCGCUCCUCCUCGGAUUUGUCCCUGCUGGAGAUGCAUGAACGCAGCACCUGUCACCCCGGCAUGCGCACCACGGUUGGGUGGACCGUUCCCAUUGGCUACCUUGUCAACACCUCCCAGAUCAGCGUAGGGGAGCAGUGCAACUUCCCUAAAGCCGUGGGGAAUUUAUUUGGCUACAGCUGUGUGCCGGGUGUGAAGGACCCCCAGCAUGACCCCAGGGGCAACAACCCCAAAAACCUGUGCGAGGCAUGCAUAGGAGAUGAGAACGAUCGACACAUCUGUGCCAACAACCUCAAGGAGAGGCAUUAUGGGGAGGCUGGGGCGCUGAGGUGUGUGGCAGAGAACCUUGGCGAUGUGGCUUUCAUCAAACACACAACGCUGUUUGACAAUAUGGACGGUAAGAACCAAGAGUCCUGGGCCCUGGAUCUGGAGCUGGAGGACCUGAAGCUACUGUGUCCUGAUGGAACCGAGGCAGGGCUGGACGACUAUGAGCGAUGUCACCUGGCAGCUGUCCCUGCUAACGCUGUGGUGGUCCGCAUGGAGGACAAGUGCCGCGUCUGGAAGUUCCUGGAGCGUUUACAGAAUGUGUUUGGCAACGCCACCGAGGGCUUCAGCCUGUUCAGCUCAGCCGCCUAUGGCGAAUCCGAUCUGCUUUUUAGCGAUGCCACCCACCACCUGCAGAGGGUUCUGGGUAGCUACACCUCUUGGCUGGGCCCCACUUACACCACAAAGCUGCAAGCCUUCGAGUGUGAGGGCUUCUGCUGAUGGAACAGGAGGAAGACAUCCAGCGCCUCAACUUCCACCCAAUCCCUCCAUCUCUGUCCUCCCGUUCCGCCUUCUCCUCCCUGCCAUCUGUGUCCCUCUGCAGCUCCGUCUUACCAUCUUUCAUCCUUUUUUUGCUUUGCUUUUUGUGGGUUUUUUUUGGCCCACAUUAUCCCAGCCGUUCUCUAUUAUUACAUCCUCUUUCCUAAGACUCAGAUCUUUCUUUAGAGUAUGCUAGCUGGCAGGGUAGGACAUCGCUAAGAGGGGUGAACUGGCAGAGAGCAACUACAGAAAAUGUCCCUGAAAGUGAGCUUAGGUUUGUAAAGGACACUUUAGUUAAAGAAAGGGUAGGGGACAAAAAGAAUAGAAGUAAAAUAGAAAAGAGGCGCAGGUUGAUGGGUGUUGUAGUUCUUAUGUUAUUCACAGUUACAGUGUGUCUCUUUUUGAAGUGUUUUAAAAAAAAAGAUUUGAUGAAAAAUGUUGGUAGAAUUCCCCCCCAAACAUAAAACUUAAUAUAUACUCAAGAAACAAUUGUUCCUACCCUGUGUGUUUGUUGGUGCUCUUCUUGUUGCAUUGGUCUAAGCUUCAGCACCACCCGCACCCCCACUCUCCAUCCCCCCACCCACCUCCUCCCACAGGGUCCGUCUCUGGCACUGAACAACUGGGUGCUAUUAACUUUGAGCUUAGAAGUCUCAGUUACUGUAUGUGUGUUUGUGUGUGAGUAUACACUUUUUCCCACAGCCAUUACUGCUGUAAUUGGCAGUCGGGCAUGUUAUACUGUUUGUGUGUAAGUGAGAGAAAGGGUGUGUGUAUGUUUAUAAACGUUUCUGUGCCUAUGUGGUAGUGUGUUGGGAGUGUUACUGCUUUCCCAUGGCUUGUAUAGCUUACACCACUUUGGAUCACUGCUUUCUCACGGCUGGUAUGUUGAAUCAGUCUGUGCCAGCUCAGUAUAUUGUUACACUAUAGAGUCAGGAGAAACUGGACUAGAGCUGGGGUUGCCUCAGAUGACCUCAUUGUGACUCUAGACUAACCACAACAGAAUCAACAAAACCUUUAACAACAAACUCUUAAAAUGCUUUGCCUGUCUUCCUUUGAAAUGUAUAGGAAUAUACUCUUGCUUCGUUUUUCUAUAUUUUAUCACUUUUACUUAACUAUUGCAACUAAUAGUGAAAUGUUAAC